This is a messenger RNA of Lagopus muta (rock ptarmigan), 2221 nucleotides long. Its product is annotated as histone acetyltransferase KAT8-like. Bases 137 to 1501 code for a protein of 454 amino acids. The record is from RefSeq and is a predicted model, not a curated record. Gene Ontology annotation, biological process: regulation of DNA-templated transcription. The transcript has 12 exons. Gene Ontology annotation, molecular function: histone acetyltransferase activity. Lineage: Eukaryota; Metazoa; Chordata; Aves; Galliformes; Phasianidae.
CGCGCAUGCGCAGUGAGCUCCGUGGAGCAUCGGAGCGGUCGGGCGGUUCCGGUGGGGAACGGAGUGAGAGAGCGGCUGUGGGGCGGCGGGGCUCCCUGUGGGGCUGAGGGACGCCGCGCGCCCCAUAAGUGCCGCUAUGGGGCUGCUGUCCGACCCGCAGUGCCGGCGCCUGCUGACCCGCAUCCUACAGCGCUUCAAUGUGCCCCUAUGCGCUGUGUGCUACUCGCUGGCGCUGCUGUGGUUCGCGGCGCUGCCCCCCCUGGCGCCGCGCAGCUCCAUGUCCGAGAACGCCAUGGGCUCCACCAUGGUGGAGGAGCGCUUCCAGCACGGCGCCAAGGCCGCCGCCUACGGCAACGAGUUCGAGGCGCAGCGCCGGGCCGCCGGCGGCAUGCCGGUGCAGUGGCUGCAGCGCACCAUGUGGGCGCUGGGCCUCGAGGUUCACACGCAGCGCUUCGCCAGGACGCUGCCCUUCCCCGAUGAGAGCAGGGAGAGAUACUGUCAUCACCCCAAUGUCCCCAAUGUCCCCGAUGCCCCUGUUGUCCCCAAUGUCCCCCCCACGUCCCCCUGUGUCCCCUGUGUUCCCAACGCCGACGCCCUGAUCCCCCCCCCCAAAUCCCCCUUUUUUCACCCCAUUUUUCAGAUCACCAAAGUGAAAUACGUGGACAAAAUCCACAUUGGGCACUUUGAGAUCGACGCCUGGUAUUUCUCCCCUUUCCCCGAGGAUUAUGGGAAGCAGCCCAAGCUGUGGAUCUGCGAGUAUUGCCUCAAGUACAUGAAGUACGAGCGCACCUACCGCCUGCACCUGGGUCAGUGCCAAUGGAGGCAGCCGCCGGGACGCGAGAUCUACCGCAAGAGCAACAUCUCUGUGUACGAGGUGGACGGCAAAGACCACAAGAUCUACUGCCAGAACCUGUGCCUGCUGGCCAAGCUGUUCCUGGACCACAAGACGCUGUACUUCGACGUGGAGCCCUUCGUCUUCUACCUGCUGACCGAGGUGGACCGCCAGGGGGCGCACAUUGUGGGCUACUUCUCCAAGGAGAAGGAAUCCCCAGACGGGAACAACGUCGCCUGCAUCCUGACGCUGCCGCCCUACCAGCGCCGCGGAUACGGGAAGUUCCUCAUUGCCUUCAGUUAUGAGCUCUCCAAGCUGGAAAGCACCGUGGGAUCCCCCGAGAAGCCGCUGUCGGACCUGGGCAAGCUGAGCUACCGCAGCUACUGGUCCUGGGUGCUGCUGGAGAUCCUGAGGGACUUCCGGGGCACCCUGUCCAUCAAGGACCUCAGCCAGAUGACCAGCAUCACGCAGACGGACAUCAUCAGCACGCUGCAGUCGCUCAACAUGGUGAAGUACUGGAAGGGGCAGCACGUCAUCUGCGUCACCCCCAAGCUGGUGGAGGAGCACCUCAAGAGCGCCCAGUACAAGAAGCCGCCCAUUACCGUCGAUUCCAUCUGCCUGCGCUGGGCUCCUCCGAAGCACAAACAGGCGAAGCUGGCCAAGAAGUGACGCCGGAUGCCGUCAGCGUCACCCAUGGGUGCCCCCAGCACCCAACGCCGUCACCCAUGGGUGUCCCCAACCCCCUCAAGUGUCACCAUGCCCCAUGGGUGCCCCCAACCUCCUCAGGUGUCACCGUCACCCAUGGGUGCCCUCAAAACCCAUUGCUGUCACCUUUAGGUUUCCCUAACCCCCUCAGGUGUCACCCAUGGGUGCCCCCAACACCCAUUGCUGUCACCCAUGUGUGCCCCCAGCACCCUCAGGUGUCACCUUUAGGUGUCUCCAACCCCCUUAGGUGUCACCGUCACCCAUGGGUGCCCCCAACACCCAUUGCUGUCACCCAUGGGUGCCCCCAACCCCCAAUGGUGUCACCUUUAGGUGUCCCCAACCCCCUCAGGUGUCACCGUCACCCAUGGGUGCCCCGAACACCCAUUGCUGUCACCUUUAGGUGCCCCCAACCCCUUGAGGUGUCACCCGUCACCCAUGGGUGCCCUCAAAACCCAUUGCUGUCACCUUUAGGUUUCCCUAACCCCCUCAGGUGUCACCCAUGGGUGCCCCCAACACCCAAUGCUGUCACCCAUGGGUGCCCCCAACCCCCUCAGGUGUCACCUCUAGGUGUCCCCAACAUCGUCACCCAUGGGUGUCCCCAGCACCCAACGCUGUCACCCAUGGGUGCCCCCAACACCCAUUGCUGUCACCUUUAGGUGUCCCCAACACCCUCAGGUGUCACCG